Messenger RNA from Cololabis saira (Pacific saury), 1548 nucleotides. RefSeq names its product mitochondrial ribosome-associated GTPase 2 (gene mtg2). The record is from RefSeq and is a predicted model, not a curated record. NCBI's taxonomy places the organism in Eukaryota, Metazoa, Chordata, Actinopteri, Beloniformes, Belonidae. Gene Ontology annotation, cellular component: mitochondrion. Bases 259 to 1473 code for a protein of 404 amino acids. The transcript is spliced from 6 exons. Gene Ontology annotation, molecular function: GTPase activity; GTP binding; magnesium ion binding.
AGAAGAAGCAGCAGGAAGGAUUUCUCCCCCAUGCGUGUGGACUGUAAACAUGUGUUACCAAACCUGUCAAAUCCUCCUAAAGAAGCGAUGCUUUUCGUGAACCGAAUACCCCCUGUUUUAUACAACUUGAUUUAUCAACACAAUUAUUUUCUCUUUGGUUGACUGCAGUUAUUUUUGGGUUUUUUUGGGGGGUACAGACAGCAGAGGUGACACUACCGAACUGCUGUUUAAAAUGUCAACAGCGUGUUAAACGGUACAAUGCUGGCGACUUGGUCGAGAGUUCAGACACUUCGUUGGUGCUUUCUGGACAAACUGUGGAGAUGCAGUUCAGGUCCAGGACAUGGGUUUCUGAGCCUGCUGGGUCUCGGUGUGAGGGGUCUGAGCUCGUCCCCGCCGCUGGCGGCCAAAGUGCGAGGAGAGCCCCGGAGGAGAGGAGACAUGUCCGAGAAGAAGCUGACCCGUCACUUUGUGGACCAUCGACAUGUGAAGCUGGUAGCUGGUUCUGGUGGCAAAGGCGCUUGCAGCUUUCUCAGUGAGCCCCGGAAAGAAUGGGGUGGACCGGAUGGAGGAAAUGGAGGAGAUGGAGGAAGCAUCAUUCUGAAAGCUGACAAGUUUGUCAAGUCGUUGUCACAAGUGGUUCCAGUUUACAAGGCUGAGAAUGGGCAGUCUGGAGGCACCAAGAACUGUUAUGGUCGGAAUGGCAGCACAACUUACAUUUCUGUGCCUGUAGGAACUGUGGUGAAGGAGCAGGGCAAAACCCUACUGGACCUUGCUGAGCACGGCCAAGAGUAUUUGGCUGUAUUUGGAGGCGCCGGAGGGAAGGGGAACCAAUUCUUUCUGUCAAAUGAGAACCGUGCACCAAUGACAGCAACCCCAGGAACGCCAGGUCAGGAGCGGGCCCUUCAGCUAGAGCUGCGCACCAUGGCACACGCUGGACUGAUUGGCUUUCCAAAUGCAGGGAAAUCCUCACUGUUGCGAGCCAUCUCCAACGCCAGGCCGGCUGUGGCUGCUUAUCCUUUUACAACGCUAAACCCACAUGUGGGAAUUGUCAAAUACAGGGAUCACGAGCAAGUUGCAGUUGCGGACAUCCCCGGCAUCAUUCGAGGAGCCCAUUUAAAUCGAGGCUUGGGUAUUUCCUUCCUGCGUCACAUAGAGCGCUGUCGUUUCCUCCUCUUUGUUCUGGACCUGUCAGAGCCAGAGCCCUGGACCCAAGUCCAACACUUGUGUUACGAACUCGAUAAGUAUGAGCCUGGUCUGUCCCAGCGCCCACAGGCUAUUAUAGCCAAUAAAAUGGACCUGCCUGAAGCCCGGGGAAAGCUAGAGACUCUAAAGACACGCGUCACUCAGAGGGUCAUCCCGGUGUCAGCACUCACUGGACACAAUACAGAGGAGCUCAUUCUCCACCUCAGAGAGUUGUAUGACGGCUACAUCCAAGGAGAAGCUAGUGGGAAGGACAAACCUAGUAGGUGGUAGAAAACAAGUUUUUAUAUCAGUAGAGGAUAAUAUUGGAUGUAUUUAGAUCAAUUAAUAAAUAUAUAAACAAAGUUG